Labeo rohita (rohu) is the source of this 1464-nucleotide messenger RNA. RefSeq names its product splA/ryanodine receptor domain and SOCS box containing 4b (gene spsb4b). NCBI's taxonomy places the organism in Eukaryota, Metazoa, Chordata, Actinopteri, Cypriniformes, Cyprinidae. Bases 430 to 1275 code for a protein of 281 amino acids. The transcript has 5 exons. Gene Ontology annotation, cellular component: SCF ubiquitin ligase complex. The record is from RefSeq and is a predicted model, not a curated record. Gene Ontology annotation, molecular function: protein binding. Gene Ontology annotation, biological process: proteasome-mediated ubiquitin-dependent protein catabolic process; intracellular signal transduction.
CUAGCUAGCGGAACAAAAGCCGUCUGCGCGCUCCGCUCCUCCCCGCCGGAUGCGACCGAGAAAACGCAGACUCGUGUAUUUUUAGCGUUAAAACUGGAUUUAUAUGAAUCCACAGCCUGAUACAGACACGUACACAGUGUGAAAGUGUAAAUCUUGGCACUCGCGGCGAGUGUUUUUGUCUGCACUGAAGCUCCGAGGGAUUCUCGCGAGAGAGUUUGAGGCCUAAUAAAAGUCGUCCUUGUGGAUCCUCCUUCAGUCUUGCAGUGAUCCGGAAGAGGCAGCAAUGCAUGGAGGUGCCGCCAACUCCGCUCUGGACGACUUCUCACACAUGGGCCCGUGUCGCCUCUCCUGAUUGGCUGCCGCUCUCCGGUCUGUCCCGCUCAUGAGGUAACCCCGGCUGUCGUUGUUGAUGCCCGUGGCUGGGCCGUGAUGGGGCAGAGGGUGUCGGGUGUGGUGAAAUCGGCGGAUGAGCCGGAGACGGGUGAGCUGGCCUAUCCGCCGGUGUGCGCGUCGCUCCGUAGCCGCGGCGUCCCGUUACCCGCCCGUCUGGAGCUGCUGUUGGAUAUGCCGCCGGCGGGACCGGAAAUCCAGCUUCAGCAUGCCUGGAACCCGGACGACCGCUCGCUCAACCUCUUUAUCAAAGACGAUGACCGGCUCACUUUCCACCGCCACCCGGUGGCCCAAAGCACGGAUUGUGUGCGGGGAAAAGUCGGAUUUACCCGAGGUUUGCACGCGUGGACUUUGCGCUGGCCCGUACGGCAGCGCGGCACACAUGCCGUAGUCGGGGUCGCGACUUCUUUGGCUUCCUUGCGAGCCGUCGGAUAUUCCGCCCUGGUUGGCAGCGACGCUGAAUCCUGGGGUUGGGACUUGGGACGAAGUCGGCUUUACCACGACAGGAAGACCCGGACUGGCCCGGCGCCGUCGUACCCGGAGUUUAUCGAGGACGAGGAGGACGAAGGGACGUUCUCGGUGCCUGAAGAGAUUCUGGUGGUUCUGGACAUGGACGAAGGAACGCUGGGAUUCUGCGCUGACGGGAACUACCUGGGCGUAGCGUUUCGUGGGCUGAAGGGGAAAAGGCUGUACCCGAUCGUCAGCGCCGUGUGGGGUCACUGCGAGGUCACCAUGACCUACGUCAACGGAUUAGACCCUGAACCCCUGCCGCUGAUGGAGCUGUGCAGGAGGGCGGCACGACAGGCUCUAGGACGCCACCGAAUCCAUCACAUCCAGUCUCUGCCGCUGCCACAGACGCUCAAGAACUACCUGCAGUACCAAUGAGAGACACGAACACACACAGCCAAAAAAAAAUCACCUGCGUUCACUGAAAAGGCUUUUAGAAAUGAUCUGCAGUGCUGUAGAAGCUUUGUGCUGUGCACAGACUUUAAUCGAGUGUUGCAGAGACAGACUCUGCAGAUUCAACCAGCCGGACGAUGAGUAUCUUGUUUUGUUCAUGAUUGAGGUUGCUAA